This is a messenger RNA of Protopolystoma xenopodis, 471 nucleotides long. NCBI's taxonomy places the organism in Eukaryota, Metazoa, Platyhelminthes, Monogenea, Polystomatidea, Polystomatidae. The record is from the annotation of a GenBank genome assembly.
AUGAACUUAAAGCUGUCUUUUGAAGUUGAAGCUCAAUUUUGUGAAUUGGUAACAUGGUUCCAUGACUUUAAACAGCGAAUAACAGCAAAACUGAUCUAUAGACGAGCCGAGUUUGCCGAAAUACAACACAUGCUCCAGGAGGAACAGAAAUUUGUUGGAGAGCUCGAGUCUAAGGAUCAUCUUUUCCGUGCUGUUGGCACCAUGCUUUCGAAACUGGCAGCUUCUUUUUCUCGCUUUUCGUUGCCCAGCUGGUCCGAAACGGAGCUGACAACUUUGAAUCACUCAACAUCCACGUUGAAUUUGACGGCGAGAGAUGCUCCUAUUUCAAACAUUCCCCCGAGAUCUUCAUCUCCCAUUGUCAAACUAGUCCGCAUCUUGGAGGAGGCUAGUGUUCAGCUGCCACGAGAACGGGACUUACUCGUAUCUUGCUUAAAGCGAAGACAGACAAGGUGUGGCCAAUAUCAAGCAUAA